This is a messenger RNA of Brassica oleracea var. oleracea, 780 nucleotides long. RefSeq lists its product as uncharacterized. The record is from RefSeq and is a predicted model, not a curated record. The transcript has a single exon. Lineage: Eukaryota; Viridiplantae; Streptophyta; Magnoliopsida; Brassicales; Brassicaceae. Bases 1 to 780 code for a protein of 259 amino acids.
AUGGGACGUUUGAUCGAUUUGGUGGGAACAAGGGGAUGCAUUGAGAUGGGUAUUAGAGCCACAGCUACAGUAGCGUCUGCGAUAGCACGACGCAAACGAACUCACCGGGUUGAUCUCUAUAACUUGUUUGAGGAGGCUUUGGAGAAUCAAAGACACAAAAUGUCAGAUAGAGCAGAUGUCCCCUUAUGGCAAUACAGUGAAGACAGUCAUCGGCAGGUUUUCAAUACAAAAAGAACCUGGAACCUCAUUCGGCAAGUCCACCCUGAGGUCCAAUGGCAUUCCGGGAUUUGGUUUCAACAUGCGAUCCCAAAAUAUGCUUUUUGCACUUGGUUAGCUACUCACAAUAGACUAACUACAGGUGAUCGUAUGGCUGCUUGGAACAGUGGCAUUAACCCUCUAUGCAUCUUCUGCAAUCAAGCGAUAGAAACUCGUGAUCACAUUUUCUUCAACUGUGCGUUCUCUGCGGAAGUGUGGUCCCUCUUAAUGAAAGGGCUUCUACGUUCUUCCUUCACUACGGAAUGGGGUGCACUACUCCAACUAACAAUGGACACAACACUGGAUAUGAAGUCCAGACUUUUGUUGCGGACUACUCUGCAAGCCUCGGUUCAUUCGGUAUGGAGGGAGAGAAAUGAUCGACGUCAUGGGGCCACGCCUAUGAAUCCCACCUUGUUAGUUAAGAUGAUUGACAGGCAAAUUCGUAACUGGUGUCUGACAGUAACAGCUACGGGCCACAACAAGUACGAAGCUUUGUUGCAAUGCUGGUUUGCUUCAAGGGAGUAA